UUGGGCUUGUCUAGAUUAGGAGUUUUUAAUGUCAGGUAAAAGAAUUUAGCUCUGAAAAUACAUUGCAUUCUUGUUCGUGGAGAAGCGGCGAUUUUUCAAAAUUUCCUUUCUGAGAGUAGCGUCAAAACAGAAUAUUACUGAAUUAUCAUGGCAAACACACUUUUCUUUUUCGCUGUUCUGACUGCCGUGGUCCUACCAUUUUUUAAUUCAUUUGCGAAAUUUGUCACUGAAGAUUCUUCAUGGGCUCCUGAUUGCCCUGAAGAAAAAGGAAAGAUUCCUCGAAUGCUUCCCCAUCCUAAAGAUUGCAGACGUUUGUUUAUUUGUUACAAAGAGGUAGCAAAGCAAUACUUCUGUCCCAAAGAUCAAGUUUUUAGCGUAGAGGAUCAAGAAUGUAAGAAAGAAGGAAGUUGUAGUAAAGAUUAUACAAAGUUUACUGAAUUCGAUUCUUGUCCUUGCCCAAGCGGAGCCUUUGCAGUUCAUUUGCCACAUCCAACGGAUUGCACCAUGUAUUAUAUAUGUGAUCACUGCUUUGCAUAUCUUAGAAAAUGUCCCGACGAUUUACACUUCAAUCCUGGUUUGGAAGUUUGUGAUUUUCCUUACAGAGCAAACUGCAAAGCCCGUUUCUUGAAGUCAACAUUAGAAGAUUCAUAACACUGAAGAUGUCAAAGAAACUUUUGUUUAACUUGGCUUUUAUAGCUAGGCUGGAUAAUGGAAACAGUAUCGCAAAACUUUUCAUCUUUGAAUUAUUUCAAAAGAAAAACAAACUUUGGAGUUUGUUUCAUUUAAAGUGUAUUUCCUUCUGAUAGAAGCAUAGAUAUGAUGGGAACUGUGAUUAUUUAGAAUCGCCAACAUUUUUAUUACGCUCAUACCCUUAUUUCUACAGGGUGUUUCAAAAAUGAAUGUACCAUUUGUUAUGGUAACUGAAAGAAUAUAGGCAUAUGUGAAAGAGUUUUCUUGCUAUAUAGGUUACCUGAAGUUCCAAUACAGCAGUUAAAUUCAACAUUUUCGUCUUCAAUAUUUUUUUUCCUUUAUACUCUUACCAGAAUAUAUCUCGAUUAACUUUGAAAGACUUACACAAAUUUUAUUGGCCUUCAUAAUCAUUCUUUGCAGAACUGUACACGCCAUCUGAUAUAUCCUGUAUUUAUUAAGAUGUUUUCGAUAUUUAGAUUAUCUCUAUGCCUAUGAAAUUUAAUAUAUCAUCAUGCUUUCAUGAUGAUACAUUAAACAAAUCAUUUCAUAAAAUUAAUUCAUUUAAUUAAUAUAUCAUCAUGUUUUUAUAUGUCAUCAUGAACUGAAUUAUUUUUAAUGGAAAUGCAUCAUUUAUAUUCACAUGGUUCUGAAAAUGCAAAGAAAUAAAUCAAAACCAUAAUAAUUUUUUAAUCGAAGAAAGAAUGUUUCUGAAUGCUUAAAUAAAAAAUUGUCGCAUUAAAUACAAUUUAUGUAAUAUGUAAAGUGUUUCAAAAAGAAAAAGCAAAUUUUACUUGCUUGUAAAACUGUUAUUUCUUACAAUACAAAAACGUGUCAUAAAGUAGCUGAUAAUAAAAAAAGAAAUGUUUGCUAUGACAGCUAUUCUGUGUGCACAGUUUUUAUAAAUCUGUAUACUCCAAAGAGAGAACCAGUUUCAUUCUGCAUGUUUUCUAUUUGAUGAGUAAUUAUAAAUCGAAUUGGUGCAAGUAGCUAUGCUGCAAAUUUUUGUUGAAAUUCACGUAAUAUGGAGAGCUGAAUUAUUUCUUAAAUAAAACCAUGAAGGAGAUUACAGAGCAUCAGAAUUGAACUUUAAGAACAGAGCACAUGGUCAUCUUGAGUGUUUUGACAAAUCAGUAAUAAACAACUAUGUUCCAAUAAUGUAAAAGCUAUUGAACACAGAGGCAUAAUCUUUCGUCCUUUACUACUCAAAUUCUGAAAGACACACUUUUUAUAAUGGCAGAAAUAAUUAUUUUAAGUAAGAAAAAUCAGAAGUAAACUCUGCUUCUUUUCGUUUUGAAACGUCACGUGCUUAACACAAAAAGAUAAGAUAUUAUUGAGCUUGAGACGCUUUGCCAGCAUUACAUAAUAUUUAUUGGUUUUAAGUAAUGCAUUUUAUGUGAUAUAUUACGCAUUAGGUGUAAAUAUUUAAAUAAAGUAUUCACAUAUUUUAUUCUG
This is a messenger RNA of Stegodyphus dumicola, 2142 nucleotides long. Its product is annotated as peritrophin-1-like. Gene Ontology annotation, molecular function: chitin binding. The record is from RefSeq and is a predicted model, not a curated record. Gene Ontology annotation, cellular component: extracellular region. NCBI's taxonomy places the organism in Eukaryota, Metazoa, Arthropoda, Arachnida, Araneae, Eresidae.